GCUAAUAUUAAAAGAAUUAUAUCCGAUAAUUGAAAGGAGUUCCUGAAUCAUAUCAUUACUCCUUGUGAAAAAGAAGAAAAAAAAAGACUCAACCAAAAAUGAACUUUGACCCUUGAAUCAUUAGAGGGGAAGUUGUACUUACAAAUUCCAAAUAUGACACAUAAAAAACUCAACCAAAAAUGAACUUUGACCCUUCAAUCUUCCAUUCCACCAUCUUCUUCCCAAACACACACAGAGCGUAAAUGGUUCAUGCUUACACUCUCUGUUCUUCCCCUUCUUCCACCUUCUCUCAUUUCACAACUUGCAUUUCAUCCCCUAAUUCUUUCGCCAACCCCAAAUUCCCCAACGUCAAUCACAAAUCCCGCAAAUUCAAAAUCUUUUUCUCUUUCCAACCACCCAAUUCUAUUGAAGAUGCAAAUUCCUCAACUUUAUCCAAAUCUAAAAUCUGGGUCAAUCCCAAAAUCCUCAGUUCCAGACGAGUUUGGAGGAAAACCCAACACGCCAUCUCAUCUCUCGCCAAAUUGGACAAAUCUUUUGACCCAUCUGAUCCUAUUGAGCAGCAAGUUUCUGAAAUUCUCAAGGGUUUGGGAAACAAUGUUGCAGAACAUGAUGCAGAGCAUGUUCUCCAUAACAUAGCAAACCCUGAAAUUGCGAUUCUUGCUCUUGAAUACUUCAAGAAGAAGCUUGAACCGGAGAGACAUGUUGUUCUUUACAAUGUGUUGCUUAAGCUUUUUAGGGAAAUUAAGGAUUUUAAGAAAGCAGAGAAGGUGUUUGAGGAAAUGCUCCAGAGAGGAGUCACGCCUAAUGUUGUUACGUUUUCGACUUUGAUUAUAUGUGCUUCUGUUUGUUCUUUGCCGCAUAAAUCUGUGGAGUUGUUUGAGCAGAUGCCUUCUUUCGGGUGUGAACCAGAUCACAAUGUGUCGUCGUCUAUGAUUUAUGCUUAUGCUCAUAUAGGUAAUGUUGAUAUGGCUUUGAAAUUAUAUGAUGAUGCGAAAAAUAAGAAAUGGCCUGUUAGGGCAGUGGCUUUCUCUGCUUUGAUUAAGAUGUAUGGUGUGUUGGGAAACUAUGAUGAGUGUUUGAAUGUUUAUAAUGAUAUGACGGCUCUUGGUGUUAGGCCGAACAUGAAAGUGUAUAAUAAUUUGUUGUUUGCAAUGGGGAGAGCUAAGAGGGCAAGGGAAGCCAAGGGUGUAUACCAACAGAUGAAAGAGAAUGGAUUUUUGCCAAAUUGGUUUACCUAUGCUGCUCUCUUGGAAGCUUAUUCUCGAGGACGGUAUAGUAAAGAUGCGUUGAGUGUGUAUAAGGAAAUGAAGGAAAAGGGGAUGAAUAUGAAAAAAUCUCUUUACAGCAUGCUUCUUGACAUGUGUGCUACACUUGGCUGUGUAGAUGAAGCCGUAGGAAUAUUUGAAGAUAUGAAGCGUUCCGAGACUUGUGAGCCAGACCUUGUUGAAUACUCAUCCUUGAUUAGGAUGUAUUCACGCAUUGGGAAAGUUUUGGAGGCGGAAGCCAUGUUGAAUGAAAUGAUGAUAAAUGGAUUGGAGCCUAAUAUUUUGAUUGUCACAAGUUUUGUUCAAUGCUACGGAAAGGCCAAACGAACCAAUGAUAUUGUGAAUAUAUUUAAUCAAAUCUGGGAAACUGGCAUCACUCCUGACGACCGUUUGUGGGGUUGUCUUUUGAAUGCGAUGACUGAACUACCAAAAGAAGACCUCGGUAAGAUAACAAAUUGCAUUCAGAAAGCUAACCCAAAGCUUGGUUAUAUUGUGACAUAUUUGACAGAAGAGGGCGAGGAUGAUAGAUAUUUUAUAAGGGAAACAUCAGAACUUUUAGUUUCAGCUGAUGAUGAUGAUGAUGUACAGAAGUCUAUGUGCAACAGUCUACUUGAUCUUUGUGUAAACCUUGGUGUGCAAGACAGAGCUCGCGACCUUCUUGACUUGGGAUUGACGCUUAAGAUAUAUAGCGAUAUACAAUCGAGAUCUGAAACUCUGUGGUAUUUGAACCUAAAAAAAUUCUCAGUUGGAGCUGCUAUGACAGCAUUUCAUGUUUGGAUAGACGACUUGUCUAAGGCUUUUGAAUCGGGCGAGGAGCUUCCACAAAUACUUGGAAUUUGUACUGUCCCUCGGAGACAUAGGCAAUGGGAGAAAGACAUGGCUAUUAUAUUUGAAUCAUAUCUGAAGGAACUUAGUGCCCCUUUCCACAAGGAUACUAAAAUGGAUGGCUGGUUUUUUACUACAAGCCAAGAUGCCAAGUCAUGGCUGCAGUCUAGAGGGAGGUUCAACUUAAACCGUUGCUGAUUUGAACAACACUGUUUUAGUUAUUCCAACAGAGGAUCUUUCCGGUUGAUAGAGUUGUUAUAGGCAAAUAAGUGUUGUAAAGGGAGAUCAGGAAGUGGCCAGAAGGUGCUACCAAGACAAUCUCUGAAUAAAAAAGGUGGCGAUGAUCACUUGCCCAACACUGAAGUCUAAUCCUCACGACGUGAAUUUUGUGGAUUUGAGCCUGAUAGCGGAGUAUUUAGAAGUAGGGCCGGCCCUGAGCCAGGGCAAGCAGGCCCACAGCCCAGGGUCUCAAAAACUUUGGGGCCUCAAAUUAUUGAUGGGCUGUUUUAAAAAUAUAAAACAUGUUAAGGUGAUAUAUUUGUUGUUCAGAGUAUUGACCGUUUGUUUAAUGUGGCCGUGUGGAAAGGAAACUGCUGAUGUACCUGGAAGCGGGGAGUUCAGAUCCUGCUACCACCUUUAUCCAAUUAAUUGUCGAUUUUUUUGAAAAAAGCAGCCACAUCAAAUUAUCAUUUCAUUCAAAAAAUUAUUGAAAUAAAUGUGUUCUAUCUUAUCCAUAAUUCCACACCUCUUAACAU
Messenger RNA from Vicia villosa (hairy vetch), 2845 nucleotides. RefSeq names its product pentatricopeptide repeat-containing protein At4g16390, chloroplastic-like. The transcript has 2 exons. The record is from RefSeq and is a predicted model, not a curated record. Gene Ontology annotation, molecular function: protein binding. Bases 243 to 2288 code for a protein of 681 amino acids. Gene Ontology annotation, cellular component: chloroplast. NCBI's taxonomy places the organism in Eukaryota, Viridiplantae, Streptophyta, Magnoliopsida, Fabales, Fabaceae.